AUGUCAGCUCACUUUCGGGAGCUUCGCCAACUCCUUUCUGAAGCUCUUGGUACUGAACAAUUCGAUAGAAUCAGUAUUGAUGAAGCAAAGCCUAUAAAGCGGUUACUGGCACUCCGUACCAUUGUGCAUAACCCUGACGAGAGUAACACUUCUAUUCAAGAAGAACACGUAAAUGGUGUGCUCCAAAUUAUUUGUAACGAUGUACUGGAACAUUGUUUUAGGGCACAUAAAAAUGAUCAGACAUCUUCAAUGAGGUCUGUCGAAAACAAUGACGAUACAUCAAAGCUACGAUAUGUGAACGAUGUCAUUGACGAAGAUGAGGUUCGAUUGGUGUGGAAGUUCCUUUCCACUUUCACGAGGGAUGAAGAGAUGAUGGCACUAAUAGACCGCUCAACUACCAAGGCAGCAGUGCAGCUGCACUAUGCCAUUACUCGCCCGAGGCAACUUGACAUGUUUGUCCACAUUAGCGCGACGGAAAUGUUUUUUAUCGAUGGCGAUUCCCUCCUUAUGGCUGCCCUGUCCUCACAACAUGUGGACUGGGAUCUCAUGCAGCCACUUCAUGUUCUAUAUAACGCACAGUUUCUGCUACGCCGCAUGCAGAGCCGUGGUGCCUGUUUUCAUGUCAUUUUUUUUGAAAAGACAUUGUGGUUUUGGAUGAAAAGUCCACAGAAGAUGUUUAUUCGCGAAAAUCUUCGCGAAACUCUUACAGCAGUCUCCGAAAGCAACCCGUCGACAGGCCUUGUUGUCAAGACUUUUGAAAGCUACCACUGUAAAGCCUUCGAAGAGUAUGUUCAGCACUAUGAGCCUGAGUUUUUUCUCAUUUCAGACGGUGAGCAGCUUGGAACCCCCGGUCCGCUUCACAAGAUGUUUAACAAUGGUGAUCUAACACUGGAGGAAACUACUACUGAGCUAAAGCGCCCGUACCGCAGCAUUGUGGAUGACGAAGCUCUUGGCGAUGACGUUUCCUUCUAUUAUCACUGUUUUCAGACAUGGGCCAUGGCUCGCCGCAUCACGGUGGCCUACUCCUCUCGUAUAAUCUCGCGUGAAAAUGCUCUUGUGGUGUUUGCGGUGACCUCAGACAGUGUGAAUUUCUCUAAAGCUUUAGCCAUAGAUUUGAUGGCAAUCAAAGCCGCUGAGGAGCUUGAGCGCGAAGUGUUGCUGCCAAGCUUGAGUUCAGAGUCCAAGGCUGUCUCUGAGGACGAGGAAGUAGUCCUGCGAGAGCAGAUCAUAGCUGGUGCUGUACAUGCCUAUUUAAGCCGUGAUGGUGGCAUAUCCACUAGGGGAGAGCAAGAAAAACAGCUGGCACAAGCAAUGGUGAUCAUGGCCUAUUCCAUGGUCCUUCUCAGCGCUGAACACCGCGCCCAGCCUUCCGGGAUGGUCGCGCCCGAAGUUCAGCAUUUCUUGGAUGACAUUGCCCCGUAUAUGCUGCAAGUUCUGCGGUAUCGUGGCUUUCGUGGGGGAUCUGGGGGUUCCGAGCACGAUAUCUUCGAUGCCCACCUCCUUGCAGUGCUGAUUUACCACCUCCGGACGACGCCGGUGUCUGAGCUUAUGGAUGAAGAUGGCCUCGAGGACCUAAACUACUCGUUGCAAAAUAUUUUCGGCAACAAGGUGACGCUAUUUACCAAUUCCCCGCUCGCAGCGUUACCCAAGGUCACUUUGAGGAAUCCCCAAGAAGCUGUUCAAGAACCACACCUCAUUCAUGAGCUCGUGGAGUCCCUGGCCAAGAGGUUUAAUGUCCGUGGCCAUGUGGCAGAUCACACCUAUCCCAGCGAUUUUGGCAUGGCAAAUCAGCUCAAAGGGUGGGCUCUGAACUAUCCCUUUGAUGAUCUCAAUGACAUCAUCGAUGCGAAAGGUCAAGAGGAGAUUCAGCGCAAUAUGACAGAAAAGGAUCGCAAGCGAAACAUGAAAAUUGAUGCGGCUUUUGUGAUUGACGCAACACAACAGGCGGAGUCAAUGGGAAUUCGUAGCUUUAUAAAGGAUCGUCUAGCGUUAGUUGUCUCGGAAAGCGAUGACGACAGCGAUGAUGAGGCUAUCGUCAACAGCGACUCAAAUAAGAGAAAUGGUGAUAACAAUAACUCUUCUAAACGGCAGAAGCCGACACAGCAGCAUUAUGGUCAGCGGAACAAGAAAACUCGUAGCAAAGAAGAUGUUAUCCGAGAGGAGACAAACCUACGUGAUGCAAAUCGAAGUGUGCGGGAGUGGUAUUACCAGGUGGAUUCUGCGAUUAAAUCCACUGAUCGGGCGACAGACCGCGGCACCAGUAAGGAUCGGACAGAGGCCAUCAGCACUCUUUCGGCCAUCAUCUCCAGACUGGAACAGAGUAAUCUCACCAAGGGUUUUGACCCUGGCAAUGUUCGCCACAAAUCGGAGGAUAUACCUCUGAAACUGUCCAUGUGGCGGCUGUUGGUAGAAACCAGUGGUAUGCGUGAGGCGGAGUUCGCCUUUACGAUUGAAGCCAGCAUGGACUCAAAAAAAUCCAAGAUCGCAACACGUUCCAAGUCCACCGCAACUGAAAAUCUUUACGCUUUCAAUAUUAUUGAGAAGCUUGUUCAGGACUGUACUGGUGUGCAUGGAAGCGCAAAUGCGGUCAAGAUGAGCUCUGCGUUGAGUGUUUGGGGAAAAAUUGAGUGUCUACAUCAUGCAACACAGCCCCCAAUGUCGUACUACGAUGCAGUGUCUUACCUCAAUUGGGUUUAUCUGUCCAACGUGCAGCUUCACUUCCGUCUCAAGCUUAUGUGUUGCAUAGUGAAGCUGCAGUUGGAUCACUGGAAGGUUGAGCGUGAGCGUGCACGCCUCGUUCAUGAAACACCCAACAUCGAUGUUGGGAUACCGUUGUUCUUGUAUUGUCACCACAAGGUGCUAUCGCUGAUUCAGGCGAAUGGGCUCUGCAUAUCUGUUGACGAUAUCGAUACGGUGCGUUCCGCUCUCAUGCACUUCGACUUUCCUAGUUCCUAUUACGAGAACGUGGACAAGUCUAUAUCAACAUGGCAAGGUCGGUCGUUUGGGCAGCUCCCGCCAGGCAUGCGACCGCGGCAGAAGAUGUGGUUAGAGACGCCUGAGAUGACGCAACUGAUGCACAUGGGGCACCUACUAGAGAGGCCGAUGAUCCAUGAUGAGGACCCCCGCGUUGCCUUCAAUCCUGAUUAUUGGCAGCGUGAGCUACUCGACAUUGUGGACAACCGCGGCAGUGCUGUUGUCUGUGCACCAACUUCAGCCGGAAAGACGUUUAUCUCUUAUUACUGCAUGUACAAGGCGCUCAAGAAGUCCAACAGAAAAGUGCUGGUGUAUCUUGCGCCAAAUCGUGCACUUAUAAAUCAAGCUGUGGCAGAUGUAUGCGCUCGCUAUGGCUCUAAAAAGUACUCUGAUGACACCAAGAACGUGUUUGGUGUGCACGGCGGCGACGACUACCACCUUUACCUCGACCGGUGUCAGGUUCUCGUAACGUUUCCUGAAAUACUUGAGACACUACUGUUGUCCCCGAAGUACACAAAAUGGGUUGAGAAUCUGAACUACGUCAUCCUCGAUGAGAUCCACACCAUGGAGAGUAGCGGGAAUGGUGAUGUCUGGGAGCGGGUGCUGGCGCUGCUGCCAUGCCCUUUUGUAGCCCUCUCCGCAACAUUGGGCGAGACACAUCAGCUCUGUGGAUGGCUAAACCGUGUGCAGGCUAAGCUUCUGGAACAACAACCACACAAAAAACGCGAUUUCAACGUUUAUACCGUUCCUUCAUCUGGCUCGAUUCAACGAUGGAAUGACAUUAAAAAAUACAUCUAUUUCCCACCGGUUGGGCAACACCAGACACUGAAGAAGUUCAAGGCUAAGUGUGAGCAUCACUACAUCCGCGACCUUCAUCCGUUGUCCAUUUUGACGCUAGAUCAACUUCGACGUGGGUUCCCACCGGAAAUUUUGUUAGUGCCAGGUGAGGUGGUACAGCUUUACAGCGCCAUGGUCGAACACUUUCAGAAGACAAUUCUGCCAACAUGGUCUAGGGUGGCUGUGGUUCGCGACAUCGAUGCUCAAAUGCAGAGCAUGAAGCCAGAGGAGUACUUCAAGACAGAGCUCCAUAUAACACAGAAACAUGCACGACAGUACGAGGUAGAUGUCAAAAAUGCUUUCGUUUAUUGGGUUUACCUCACCACAGGCCGCAACGCCGCCGGAUUCGACACUCUGUCCACGGAGGAGAUAAACCGCCUAAAUGCAGAUAUGCAUAAGAUGUGCGAGUCUAUCCUCCACACGUUUUCAUUCCAUCUUCGCGAGGAAGAGGAAAAUCUCGAGAAGUAUGCCAUGAGUGCCGUCCUAGCACAACAGCAGAGCAAUGAUGUUGUGUCUACUAGCAAGCAGAUACAUUUCCCAAACACCAAGCGAUUUAUUCAGGAUAACAUUAUAAAAGUACUCAGGGAGUUGAGCAGUCGUGAUAUGGGACCCACCAUAGUUUUCACCUUUGAGAGUGAGAGCUGCGAUGACAUCGUAAAUACAAUCGUCGAACAGCUAGAGCAAGCUGAAGCGGCGUAUCGGCAAACUGAGGAGUUUGCACAGUACAAGAGCAUGAUGGAGCGUAAGGCCGCCGCAAAGGAAGCCGCUCGAAAGCAGCGGGAGUCGAAUCUUAAGCAAAAGCGUUUGACGACAGAUGUCAACGGUGAUGUUGAACGAAACGAGCGAAACCUGGAUCUCGACGACGGCGACGAUUAUGGGGACUGUGUGAUUCCUGAUGUCCUCCCAGAGUUUAGCUUUAUUGGGCACAACUGCACUAUGGACCCCGAAACCAUCAUGCACGCGAUUGAGGAAUGCAGAAAGCGUGGUGACACUCUUGCUGCGCGUGCAAUAAGCCGUGGGGUUGGUAUCCACCACGCCGGUGUAAAAGGUAAGUUACGGCGCCUGAUGGAAAUUCUUUUCCGACGACGACACUGUGGAGUUAUUUGCUCUACCGAGACGCUUGCGCUCGGUAUCCACAGUCCUUGCCGUUCCGUUGUUCUCGCGGGUGAUCAUGUGCUACUCAACACAACACAAUUUCGUCAGAUGAUGGGCCGUGCCGGACGUCGUGGUCUCGAUUUCCUUGGCCACCUUGUUUUUCUUGGCAUAAGCCUAAAGAAAAUUACUCGGCUCAUGACAAGUGGCAUGACGGUGAUUAAGGGAAACGCACAGAUGGAUGUGAUCUCACAGCUGCGUCUUCUGAAACUUCACGAUUUCGCGGACCACCGUGGCCUGAAAAACAGUGAUCAAUGGAAGGCACGUGUGACUGGAAUGGCGGAACGGUUAUUUGUAAACCCGCUCUUCUUCGAGGGACGUGCUGCGGUCGAGGGAGGAAAUAUGGAAGGCUUCACGAUUGAGUUGAUGCAGAUGCUUCUUUGGUUCUUCCAAAAAGAAGGUCUCCACUUUAAAGAGCACCCUUCUUCUCUGGGGUCACUCCUGGUGGAUAUAUUGCACGUGUUCCGCAGCUUCAAAGUUGGGGUGGAGGGCAUUGCCUUUAUCAUGAUGCUCACCCGUGGUGUUUUUGUGAAUGCUGACUUUCAUAACGAGUUUUCCUUUUUGAAUAGCGGUGUUUUCACAUCCACGGACAAAGAGUCAGGUUGCACCGAGGCGCUUGUUGAACUGCUGGCAUAUCUUUUUUCAACGAACAAAAUGUGUGGAUGCUCGCUUGAAAUUCACCGUUCAGUACUGAGUGACCCGGUUGUGGUGUCCCUAUGGAAUAAAAAACGGCGUAGCGGAACUGCACGUCUUCACCGUGUUGUGCUGGCGCCGCUACGUGCUUGCUGCUCGACACAUUCACCGCUGGACACCACAGAUGUGUUUCGUAUUAUAUCGGCUUUCUAUUCAACAUUAGCGGCCAACCUGCAGAAGCCAGUGGAGGAUCGACUACCAUAUAUGAGUUCGAAAACAAAGAAGAAAAACCCAAUUUUCAACCCCUCCGAAGAGGAGCUUCCACUAAUGAAGAAGCUUAGGGCCACAGCAGUGCCCUUCAAGGCCCGCACACCCUUUGUGGCCAUCAGCGGCUGUGGUGAUAAUUUCGUCAACACCGAGGAUCUCAUGACGACCCUUCGCAGUGGUCUAUUUUGCGAUCCUCGAUACCUGCCGGUCCUUGACUUUACCGACGGGUGUAGGCAUGAUGGCGCGCAGGUACUUAUCAAUGCCUGCAUCUCGGAUUUCGCACGGUGCCGCGCACAGUUUGAUUCAUUCCGAACAAACUAUCGCUUCACACUACUAGAGGAACUGAAUGGUUUGAAUCAGUCAGAGUGCUUUGCGGUUUUGAAUCAAAUAAAAAAUUUGCUGUCUAACAUUGCAGGUUUCUCUUGUGGUGGAGUUAAACCGAUGAAAGUUCUGGAAGAGCUCUUCCCCCAGAAACAAAAUGGGUAUUUUGCGGCUGCGAAGGGAAUUCUACACUUUGCCAAACAUAUGAACGACCUCCAUUGGCAGAUUGAGAAGGACUAUUCCGUUGAACAGCUCUCUUUAAAGCAGAUGGAAUCACGAAAAAAUAAGGUCUAA
Molecule: messenger RNA, 6477 nt
Organism: Phytomonas sp. Hart1
Lineage: Eukaryota; Euglenozoa; Kinetoplastea; Trypanosomatida; Trypanosomatidae
Source: the annotation of a GenBank genome assembly